AUGGCUUCUUCAUUGACUCUGCAAUCGUCCCCUUCCCAAACGGCAUCGUUUUUGAAGUCCUCCUCGUCUUUGUCUCGUUACGCUUUUGGACAGACAACAAGUUUGAAUUUCAAUGGUUCUUGCACUCGAAUUUCUGCUACGAACACCAUUAAAUGCGAUAUUUCUGAACCAUUGAAUUUUGGAAAUGGAAAGCCUACUAUUCCUGUCCUUAACUACCGAACCUUGCCCAAGUUCUUGGAAUCUGCUCGAGUGGAGAAAACUGUUAGCAGAAAUGAUACCAGGCUGAAAUUGUUUUCUGGCACAGCAAAUCCUGCUCUAUCUCAGGAAAUUGCUUGGUAUAUGGGCCUAGAACUGGGAAAGAUCAACAUAAAGCGAUUUGCAGAUGGGGAAAUAUAUGUUCAAUUGCAAGAGAGUGUUAGAGGAUGUGAUGUUUUUCUACUGCAGCCCACCUGUCCUCCGGCAAAUGAGAAUCUCAUGGAACUCCUGAUCAUGAUCGAUGCUUGUCGGAGAGCAUCAGCCAAGAACAUCACUGCUGUGAUCCCGUACUUUGGAUAUGCGAGAGCUGAUCGACAGACUCAAGGUCGUGAAUCCAUUGCAGCCAAACUUGUUGCAAACCUUAUCACAGAAGCAGGUGCAAACCGCAUUCUUGCCUGUGAUCUUCAUUCUGGGCAGUCUAUGGGUUACUUUGAUAUUCCUGUGGACCAUGUGUAUGGUCAGCCUGUGAUUCUUGAUUAUCUUGCAAGCAAGACAAUUUGUUCCAGUGAUUUGGUAGUGGUUUCACCUGACGUUGGUGGAGUUGCAAGAGCUCGGGCUUUUGCAAAAAAACUGUCGGAUGCUCCUUUAGCUAUAGUGGAUAAAAGGCGUCAUGGACACAAUGUUGCUGAGGUUAUGAACCUUAUUGGUGACGUAAAAGGAAAGGUUGCUGUUAUGGUGGAUGAUAUGAUUGACACUGCUGGUACCAUUGCAAAAGGAGCAGCUCUCUUACAUGAAGAGGGGGCCAGGGAAGUUUAUGCAUGCUGCACCCAUGCUGUUUUUAGCCCUCCUGCAAUUGAGAGGUUGUCGAGCGGCCUGUUUCAAGAGGUGAUCAUUACAAACACAAUUCCAGUGGCAGAGAAGAACUACUUCCCCCAGUUGACUGUGCUUUCUGUGGCAAAUCUCUUGGGUGAAACAAUUUGGCGUGUUCAUGAUGACUGUUCCUCGGCUGGAUUGGUUGAAUAA
Messenger RNA from Dovyalis caffra, 1218 nucleotides. Lineage: Eukaryota; Viridiplantae; Streptophyta; Magnoliopsida; Malpighiales; Salicaceae. The record is from the annotation of a GenBank genome assembly.